AGAUAACACGAGAUGUGGGAUCAAAAUACCGCGAAGAUUUGGUGUAUCUGGCCGUGCAGAAAGUAUUAACAAUGACAUCCUGUGUGAAUAUGACAAAUUUAUCUCCAGAUUUAUGCAACAAAGGACAAUUACAGAUUAUUUUUGGUCCAAUGUUCUCUGGAAAAAGCACAGAACUUAUCCGAAGAAUGAAAAGAUACCAGAUAGCCAACUACCAUUGCCUCCUUAUUAAAUAUGCUAAUGAUGUCAGAUAUGACAAAGGAGGCGUGGCCACUCAUGACAGGCAAAUAUUACCAGCAGUUGCUGCCACCAAACUGAAGGAUCUUGAUGAUAUGGCAAAGCAGGCAGAGGUGAUUGGUAUUGACGAGGGACAGUUUUUUCCUGAUGUGGUAGAUUUCUGUGAAGACAUGGCAAACAAGGGAAAGGUUGUCAUUGUGGCAGCACUAGAUGGUACUUUUCAAAGAAAGGGAUUUGGGGAUAUUUUGAACUUGGUUCCACUGGCAGAAAACAUCAUCAAGCUUAAUGCUGUAUGCAUGAUAUGCUAUGGGGAUGCAUCUUAUACCAAGAGGAAAGGAAAUGAAACUGAGGUAGAGGUAAUUGGUGGAGCAGACAAAUACUUAGCCGUCUGCCGUGCUUGUUUUCAGUCACCUGUCAAAGAGUCUCCAAAGCGUUCAAAUAAAACACCAUUUUGCACACCACAGCAGACCAACCCCUUGGCACGCCAACUUUUCCAGUCCAAGGAAAAUACAUUACCAAUGGAUUUUACUAGCUGAGACUGAAAUUAAUUAAAAAUAAUUCAUUGUAUUUCACUAAUAUAUUAAUAAUAAUAAUUAUUAAUUAUAAUAAUAAUAAACUUUAUUUAAUGACGGUAAAACAUUGUUAACUUAUCUUACACAUGGUUGUAAGUGCUAACAGUGCUAACAUUCUUCCUUAAUUAAGGACAUACUAACAAUGUCUAUAUUAUGCAUAUUUUAGGUCUUGAAAAGUAUACAUAAUAAUGUUUUGUGCAUAUUUAUAUUUUAGAUUUGUAAUUGAGAUUUGAAUUCUAUUUCCUUGUGUGGAAGAAUCUUGAAUCAUUUUAUUGUUAUUCAAUUGAAAUACCAAUACUAGAGGAAGUAAAGAUAGCAGCAAGCAGAUUAAAUGCUGGCAUUUCUGUUCUGUUGUGUUUUGAAAACUUCAGCAACCUUGUCCAGAACCAAAUCUUGUCUGAGCGAUAUAUGAAGAACCAUUACUGCCUCUGUUAUACUUGGUCGUUGGACCAGGUGACAAACUUAUGUAGAUCUAUACGUACCCCAUGCACUGUCAAGGUGUUUUCAGUCAAUUGGUGACCUCCAUGUUUGAGACUUAGUUGAAAUGUUUAUAUUUUGACUAAAUUUUUCAGUUUAUUUUGAAAAAAAGAGAGUCUAGUAUAUAUUCCCAUACCAUAGAUCUUUUAGUUCAGCAUUUGUUUUAACCAAAUUCACAAAUUUAAGAAUGAAAAAAAGUAAAAUUUUAAAACUUUUUAUUCUACUGACAUCAGUAAAAGAUUGGUUACAAUAUUUAAAGCAUGUUGCUGUUCAGUUUGAAAUAAAAUUUGGACUUGAAAAAUGCUUAAGGAUUAUCCAAACACUUUAUGUUUAUGUCCAUUGUUAUUAUUAAAGAAAAUAAAAAUUGUGCUGAUAAUGACACUUAUAAAAUGUUUCUCUGUGAAUCACAAACAGAUUUAGGUUGAUAAAAUUAUUGCUGGAUAUCUAUGUAAUUUUAUAAAAUGGACAUUUUGAAAACUUAUGGAAAAACUUGCACCACAGAAUGUCUGACGCUAAAAUACUUGUCUUUUCCCAUUCACAAAAAGGAAAAAAUCCCACACUGUAUUUUUACUGGCUGUAGUACUUGUAAUAAAUUGCAUCAAUAAUCGUUAUUUGCUUGGUAUUGAGCAAAUAUAGAAUAUAUAAAUUUACCAGUUGAGAUUUACGGUUAUGCCCCCUUCAAAGAAGCUGGGGUAUACUGCUGUGGUUUGUCCAUAACCAAACCUUGUCUGAGCAAUAUAUGAAGAACGGUGUAGUCUACGGACCUAUGGUCCUUAACUUUGGUAGGCAAAUUCGUCAUCAAAUGUAGGUAUCUCUUAUACAUUAAGGCUAGAAGGUCACAGGUAUUUUUUUUUUUUUUUUUUUUUUUGGCAAAACACGAUCCAUCAACAGGUUUACAGUGAUAUGUUUAAGACUUGCACAAGGUUAUUUUUAGUAACAACUCUGGACUGCAAGGUAUUGAGCCUGUGCUGUGACUGAUUUUUCCAUUUUAUCUUUUAUUUCUGUGUUGUCUCCCAUACUUGUUCUGUUGCAUUCAAUUUUACAACCCUUUUUCUUCCACUCAUAAAAAUGAAUAAAUAAAAAAAUUGAACAUUUUUAUUGUGCUGGCAUUAGUAAAACGUUGAUUGUGCACCCAUAAAAUGUAUAAAGAAAAACUUUUAAACAUUUUUAUUAUGUUGGCAUCAGUAAAACAUUGACUGUGCCAAAUAUAAUUAAAAGCUUGCUGUCCUUCUAUUAAAAUAUUUUUAAUUGGGAAUCUUAAAAUACAAAGGAUGAAUUAUGUCCAAUACUUAAUUAAAUAAAGUUAAAUUAAUGCUGAUAACCAUGCUGUGAGCAGUAACAGAAUACUUUGUGUUUGUGAUUAUUUAAGUUACUCUAAUUUGUGCUCAUAAUAUUAAAUAGAAAAUAUACUUAAUGCAAUAGAAUAUAUAUAU
This is a messenger RNA of Lingula anatina, 2716 nucleotides long. RefSeq names its product thymidine kinase, cytosolic. The record is from RefSeq and is a predicted model, not a curated record. Gene Ontology annotation, molecular function: thymidine kinase activity; ATP binding. NCBI's taxonomy places the organism in Eukaryota, Metazoa, Brachiopoda, Lingulata, Lingulida, Lingulidae. Gene Ontology annotation, biological process: thymidine metabolic process.